Molecule: messenger RNA, 2357 nt
Organism: Oryctolagus cuniculus (rabbit)
Lineage: Eukaryota; Metazoa; Chordata; Mammalia; Lagomorpha; Leporidae
Product: heterogeneous nuclear ribonucleoprotein M
Cellular component (GO): ribonucleoprotein complex; nucleus; cytoplasm
Molecular function (GO): mRNA binding
Source: RefSeq, a predicted model, not a curated record
AGCCUAGACGCGGAGAAAAUGGCGGCAGGGGUCGAAGCGGCGGCCGAGGUGGCGGCGACGGAACCCAAAAUGGAGGAGGAGAGCGGCGCGCCCGGCGUGCCGAGCGGCAAUGGGACUCCGGGCCCGAAGAGUGAAGGAGAACGACCUACUCAGAAUGAGAAGAGGAAGGAGAAAAACAUAAAAAGAGGAGGCAAUCGCUUUGAACCUUACGCCAAUCCGACAAAGAGAUACCGAGCCUUCAUCACAAACAUACCUUUUGAUGUGAAAUGGCAGUCACUUAAAGACCUGGUUAAAGAAAAAGUUGGUGAGGUAACAUACGUGGAGCUCUUAAUGGACGCUGAAGGAAAGUCAAGGGGAUGUGCCGUUGUUGAAUUCAAGAUGGAAGAGAGCAUGAAAAAAGCUGCUGAAGUUCUAAACAAGCAUAGUUUGAGUGGACGGCCACUGAAAGUAAAGGAAGAUCCUGAUGGUGAACAUGCCAGGAGAGCAAUGCAAAAGGCUGGAAGACUUGGAAGCACAGUAUUUGUAGCAAAUCUGGAUUAUAAAGUUGGCUGGAAGAAACUGAAGGAAGUAUUUAGUAUGGCUGGUGUGGUGGUCCGAGCAGACAUUCUGGAGGAUAAAGAUGGGAAAAGUCGAGGAAUAGGCACUGUGACUUUUGAGCAGUCCAUUGAAGCUGUGCAAGCUAUAUCUAUGUUUAACGGUCAACUGCUGUUUGACAGACCGAUGCACGUCAAAAUGGAUGAGAGGGCCUUACCAAAGGGAGAUUUUUUCCCUCCUGAGCGUCCACAACAACUGCCCCAUGGACUUGGUGGUAUCGGCAUGGGGUUAGGACCAGGAGGGCAGCCUAUUGAUGCCAAUCAUUUGAAUAAAGGCAUUGGUAUGGGAAACAUAGGGCCUGCAGGAAUGGGAAUGGAAGGCAUAGGAUUUGGAAUAAAUAAAAUGGGAGCCAUGGAAGGCCCCUUUGGUGGUGGUAUGGAAAACAUGGGGCGAUUUGGAUCUGGGAUGAACAUGGGCAGGAUAAACGAAAUCCUAAGUAAUGCACUGAAGAGAGGAGAGAUCAUUGCAAAGCAGGGAGGAGGUGGAGGCGGAGGCAGUGUUCCGGGGAUUGAGAGGAUGGGCCCCGGCAUCGACCGCAUCGGGGGUGCUGGCAUGGAGCGCAUGGGCGCAGGCCUGGGCCACGGCAUGGAUCGAGUGGGCUCUGAGAUCGAGCGCAUGGGCCUGGUCAUGGACCGCAUGGGCUCAGUGGAACGCAUGGGCUCCGGCAUCGAGCGCAUGGGCCCGCUGGGCCUCGACCACAUGGCCUCCAGCAUCGAGCGCAUGGGCCAGACCAUGGAGCGCAUUGGCUCUGGUGUGGAGCGCAUGGGCGCCGGCAUGGGCUUCGGCCUGGAGCGCAUGGCUGCGCCCAUUGACCGUGUGGGCCAGACCAUUGAGCGGAUGGGCUCUGGCGUGGAGCGCAUGGGCCCUGCCAUCGAGCGCAUGGGCCUGAGCAUGGAGCGCAUGGUGCCAGCAGGCAUGGGGGCCAGCCUGGAGCGGAUGGGCCCCGUGAUGGAUCGCAUGGCCAGCGGCCUGGAGCGCAUGGGCGCCAACAACCUCGAGCGCAUGGGCCUGGAGCGCAUGGGCACCAACAGUCUCGAGUGCAUGGGCCUGGAGCGCAUGGGCGCCAACAGCCUGGAGCGCAUGGGCCCCGCCAUGGGCCCAGCCCUGGGCGCUGGCAUCGAGCGCAUGGGCCUGGCCAUGGGUGGCGGUGGAGGUGCCAGUUUUGACCGUGCCAUUGAGAUGGAACGUGGCAACUUUGGAGGAAGCUUCGCAGGUUCCUUUGGUGGAGCUGGAGGCCAUGCUCCUGGGGUGGCCAGGAAGGCCUGCCAGAUCUUUGUGAGAAAUCUCCCAUUUGAUUUUACAUGGAAGAUGCUAAAGGACAAGUUCAACGAAUGUGGCCACGUGCUGUACGCCGACAUCAAGAUGGAGAACGGGAAGUCCAAGGGGUGCGGUGUGGUUAAGUUUGAGUCGCCAGAGGUGGCGGAGCGAGCCUGCCGGAUGAUGAAUGGCAUGAAGCUGAGUGGCCGAGAGAUUGAUGUUCGAAUCGAUAGAAAUGCUUAAGCACUUGCCUUUUUUAAACAUCGAUACCAGACCUCUGAAUUUGUAUUUUUUCUUGUUAACCAUUUUAAUUUGUUGGCUGGAUGUAUAGAGAUGUUUAAAAAAUUCAGUUGCUUUUUGGGGUAAUUUGAAUUACUUUUUUAAUGACUGGGGUUCCAUUUGACUGUUUGCAUUGAGAUUGCAAUGUGCGCAAUUUUUUUUGUAGUUGUGGCAUCUUGUUGACAUCGAAUAAGACUUUGAUAAUAAAUACAAGUUCCUGAAAAAAA